GGUUGGGUAUACACGUCCCUUUCUCCGCUCUUCCUAACUGGUCGAACCGCAUCCCUUUGAGUGGUGAAAUUGCUUCUCCAUUGAGUGUUUAAAACCACGCCUCCUGAUUGGCUCAACAGUGGGUUUGGUUUUUAGUGAAAACUUUAAAGAACAACCGUAAGAACAAGUGUAAGAGAACAAUAGUGAACAGAAUCGUGAUGAACAAAUGUGAACAAUUUUAACAAUACACCAAUACUGCAGAAAAAAAAUUGAAGAAAAAACUUAAAGAACAGAACAUUUGAACCAGUGUUCUUGUUCAUCAUCACCACCUCCCUCCCCCACAGAAGAACAGGGUCAUUACGCCAUCCUUACAUCCUUCUACGCCAAGUUACGGGGAGUCCUACGUAGAUUGAUGAGUCCUGAAGGCAAAUUGAUCAAAGGAUUGACUGGAAGGAUGUAAGUGGCUGUCUACUGAGAACAUUUUAUUUACAGUCGGAGGCACAAUGGUCCCGACGGAAGAAGAUCGCUCACUAUCCAGCGCUCUUGUAGCCCCAGACUCCUCCCCUUCUUCUUCUUCUUCUCCAAUCACAGGAGGCCUUCUUGGAUAUGAGUCAGUUGGCCCCACCCCUCAUUCCCCUAACUCCUCAAGCCCCGCCUCCAACUCCUCAAGCCCUGCCCAUAAUUCUGGGAGCUCCAGUCAUGAUUCCUUAAGCUCCACCCAUAAGCCAGUAAUCUCCACCCCUUUAUCCUUAAGCUCCACCCAUAUAAUAGUAAACUCCACCUCUUUAUCCUUAAGUUCCAGCUAUACACCAAUAAGUUCCACCCCCCUGCCCCUAAGCUCCACACCCCAUCAUUCAAGCUCAUAUGAUCCCACCCUACAGGUCAUAAACUCCGUCUCUAAUCCUAAUCCUAACCAUGAACCCCUAAUUCCAGCUCCCAAUUCCACUACCUUAAUCCUUCAGCCAUUAAACUCCUCCCCCAGUUCCUCUGACUCCACCCCUGAGUCACUUAACUCCUCCACCAGUUCUCUUGACUCCACCCCUGAGUCAGUAAACUCUACAGCAGGUAUGUUUAACCCCCCCAACGUCUUGCUCUCUACCCCGGAGCUGGUCACCACCACCCACCUGCCCACCUUCAGGACGUCGGCGUCAUCCUCUCCUGAUGACCCCAGUGAAGUAAUCCAAGAUGGGAACUCGACAGCCAGAACCCAAGACCUUGAGAGAGAACCCCAAGAACCUCUCACCUCAGACAAGAACUCGACCACCAGAACCCAGGAGAGUAUCCUCGACUCAGCCACCAGGACCCCAGAUCUCGACAGGGGAGGAUCUCAAGCCUCCCUCAGCCCAGUCAUGAACCUCACAUCAACCACACCUCCGUCAGGUAGCAAAAGGCGACAGAGUGAACCGAACCUCAAGGGAACGACAUCAUCCCCCAGGGUCCUCAUCAGUACCACACCAAGAGCGAGAAACAGUUCUAAGAUUCAUCCCUCUAAACGAAAACCCUCCCUGAAGUUCUCAAGGAGUAUGACGCAGAGGUCAGCGCCAUCUGACAUCCAAAACACGGACCCCCAAGUGGACUCCCGGGUCAACGUGUGUCACAAUGAUCCGUGUGGUCCUGGUAUAUCCUGCCAUCCUACACCACAGGGAAAGACUCCUUUUGAAUGUAUCUGUAGUAAUGGUGAAAAGCGACUCCAACCCAACGAGACCUGCCAAGAUAUUCACAUUGCUGGUGUCCCUCAGCCCCGGCCUAUAGCUCCCUCCAGCCAUCCUAACAAGUCCUCCCCUUUACAGUCGAAGAAUCUGGUUAGCGCAGCGGUAGUAGUGGCGCUGGUGAUGGUUGUGGUGCUGAUGCUGGUCUAUUGGCGGAGGAAGAACCUUUACACGCUACUGAGACACAGACAGAGGGAAAAGAAAUCAGGACCACAGUCACCCGGGAGCCUGGCGAAGAGUUCGUCACUCUUAACACACAACUUCGCCAGCAACCCCAACUACUACGCUCAGUCACCGGACAAUUUGCCUCUACACACCCUGGCGGUCCAGCUGAUAGACUCAGACCAAAUCUCCUUUAUCGGUGUGCUGGGGGAGGGAUGCUUCGGAAAGGUGUACAAAGGAACGUAUGGCCCACGCUGUCCCCCGGAGAGUGUGAGUGAGGUGACGAACGACGAGGAACAAGGAGAAGGAGGAGGUACCGGGGAAGAGGAGGAGGUGAACUUGACGGUGGCGGUGAAGGUGCUGAAGGAGUCUGCAGGAGUAGAAGCCGAAGCUGACUUUAGGAGAGAGGUGGAGAUCAUGUCAGCCUUCAAACACGAAAAUAUAUUGUCUCUGAUCGGCAUAGUGGCUACAGAGCUGGGCAAGACGCCGUGGAUGGUCUUCGAGUACAUGGCCUAUGGUGAUCUUGCGGAGGUGCUGAGAUCCUGCUCUAAACCCUUCUACAGUAAUGACUCCCCCAUCAAGUCCCUCAGUCGGGAGGAUCUACUCAACAUCAGCGUGCAAAUAGCCUCAGGGAUGGAGUACCUGAGCUCUCAACAUUUCGUACACAGAGACCUGGCGUGUAGGAACUGCCUGGUGGGGGAGAACUUGACGGUGAAGAUCUCUGACUUCGGCAUGUCCAGGGAUGUGUACACCUGUGAUUACUAUAAGAUCGGAGGGUCCAGGUUGCUGCCAGUGAGGUGGAUGGCACACGAGAGUAUUAUGUAUGGCAAGUUUACCCUGGAGAGUGACGUAUGGAGCUUUGCCGUGGUGCUUUGGGAAAUUUACUCCUUUGGCAAACAACCCUACUAUGGCAACCCGAACGAAAAUGUAAUAAAACUCAUCUUCCAGGGGAUCUUACUCAGCCCGCCAGACACCUGUCCUCCGCAGGUGUGUGACGUAAUGCGCAGGUGUUGGGCCACAGAUCCCAACGACCGCCUCAAAUUCCCCGAAAUCCUGGCUCGACUCAAGCGCCUACAGGAGGAACAGAGGACAACCGCUUUACCGUCUCCUCCCCCCUCCCCCGGGCCCGCCGUACCGCCCCCCAUCACCUACAGCGAGUUGUGUUUACACGAUGAAGGUGGACUUGAGCUGGACUCUGAUCAGUACCUCAUGCCCAGGAUGGCUGAACGCAGGGAGUACAUCACUGUACUCAGCGAUGUGUAGAGUCCUGAACGACGGCUGGCUCUCGUUCAGUCUAUUUGUCUCUCUCUCUAUCUCUGCCUCUCUUUUUCUCUUUCAUUCUUUCCAGCUCUCCUUCCCCUCCUCUCCAGCCUAUCAAACACAUGUGACAGUCUUGGUUCUGAGCGUCUCUUCACCUACAGAAUAUAUUACGACAGCUGGACCUUCAAGACGCUUAUAUACCUUGUCUCUGGGUGUUCAGGUGACGUUAGGGAAAUGUUUCACCUCUGGUUAAAAUGGUCCUUGAAUGAACCACUAAGGGCGCCCCUCAGAAGUGCCCCGAUGUGGAAUAGGUGCCUCGAUGCCUCUUUUAGAAUGGUUAUGAUUUGUUACGACGUCUAGAGGUCUGACGUUCACUUUAAGACAGCCUUCGACGACCAUCUUGAGGACGUUCUCUGUGUGUACCUGGUGUCCCCCGUCAGGAGGAUGGCUGCGAAUAAAAUGUAUUAAUACAGAUACAGCAAUACAUAAAGUGCGUUGGUGUUCAGAAAUACAUAAAAGUGCGCAGGGGAUCAGAAGUGCAUAAAACUGCGUUGGUCAAAAUAACAUCAACCAACUCUUAUCAAAAGGUAAUUUAUCUCACUAACAUGACACAAACAAUUAUCUGCCUCUGACAACAAACUGUGUACGAAUAUAACUUGAAACUAUCUGAAGUGCAUAAAAUAUUUAAUCCCUAUAUCAAGAAGGAGUCUAUUCAACUCUGGUAAUAAUAUCUUGAGUCUGUGUGUGUUAGUUCUCCGUGUUGAGGUGAAGGCGUGGACAUUAACCUGGUCUUGACGUCAGAGAAAAUAAACACAAUUCCACGUCCACCUGAAGUGCUUUACAUGGUGACGACACAGUGACAUUAAUAAGAGUUACAAUUAUGUUGAUGAGAAUACCAGAAUCUCGUUUAAUAUUAUGAAAUACAUUUACAAAGCUAACCGUGUUCUUGAUGGUAAAAUGUACAGAGAUAAUAUUGACAUAUAUCCAGUUCACAUUGCUGACGAUUACAAGGAUUAAGUUUUGUCAGUAAGAGAAAAUUAUACUAAAAUUACCCUGAUGUUGAAUAAGAGUGACAAAGAAAUCACCAUUAACUAUUUUAAACCUGAAAUGAAAGAAACUUAGAUAUCCCUCACUAGCUCAAACAAUAUCAGCCAGGUCAAAAAGAACGUGUUUACUCGAAUGAAAACACCUGGAAUAUUGAUCCUGUUGAGGAGGAACUCUCUACCUCUUCGUUAGUGCUGCCUACCUGGUCAUGGGGACAGGUGCAGGUGGAGUCAGAAAAUUAAUCACUUACACCUGUCGGACUCGUGGUGAUGAGUUUAUUGUUGUAUUAUGUAAGUGUGAUGACGAUAGUGAUGAAGUAGUGACGUUGUGGUGAUGGUGGUUAUGUUACAGUGAUGGUGUUAAUGCUAUAGUGAUGAUGGUGAUAAUACAGUGAAUUUUUGGGGGGGCUAUUAUGAAGUGAAAAAGUUUGUGAAAUAAUGGUAACACUAAAAUUUGCUUUUCAUGGAAGUAGUGGUGUGAUAAUGGUGGUACAUGUUAUCUUUAUGUAAUGGUGAUGACAAUUGAGCCUAAUAGAUCAUGGUGGUGAGGCUGAUCAUGGUAAAGUGUAAAACAUUUGUCAUGGUAGUGCACUUAAAGUAUUAUACUGACCACUUUGAACACUUUCCAUGGUAGGACAUUGAACAAGUUAUGGUAGUGGAUUCAUAGCAGUGCAGUUUUUAAAUAGAAUGAAAACAAGACUACUAUACAUCCCAUGGUAUAUUGCCACGUCAUAACCAUGGUACCUCUACACCGAUGGUAAUAUGGUAUUGGGUUCAACUAUAACAACACCAUGGCUAAAAAUCCCUAGAAAUUGACAGGAUUGACAGGUGAAGACUCGAUAAACAGUAGAUAGAAAAGAUAAACAAGAAACAAAGAGAAAGAAUGGAUGGAUAAUAAGGAAACAGAAGAGAAUGGAUAAGAGAAUUAACAAGAAACGAAUGGGAGAUAGUAAACAGAAUGAAAAGAAAAAGUUGAUAACGAAAGAUGAAGAAAAUAUUAAAAAAAUGGAUGGAAAAAAGUUGAUCAAGUGUAAAUAAGGAUUGAUUAAGGUAUCUCAAUUAACCAAGAUGGAUUGACGAUUGACUAAUGACAAACAAUAGCAUAAAAACAGCUAUUAAUCCUAUACACCAUAAUCUAGAGAUAUAACUAAGUACACUAUGUUAACUAUAUGAAAGACAUUGUAAAUACACCCUUAUGUAAUGUAUAUAUAUGUGUGUUUUAUAUACGAUGGUCUUAAGCACUGUAUAUAGACAAUCCUGAGUUACUUCUGAUGAAAGUACGUUAUAACCACCACCAGUUAACAAAGUUUGUAAUUUGUGUCGUAAAACGUUUCUUAUAGUGUAAUAAGUGCCCUGGCGUCCUUAGCAACCGGUGUACUUUUUUCAGAGAAGGUGAUUGGUUACUGGUUGCUAAGUUAUAAUUCCUUAGCAACCAAUAGCCAAUCAACUUUUUAGGUUUUGUAAGUGGGCGGAGUUUAAUGAGUUUGUUAUUGCACCUUGUACUUAAAUGAUACACCGAAUUGGUUAGGUUAGGUUAGGUUAGGUUAGGCUCAGUUCAGUUUAAAUUCCAUGGUCUCUGUAUAAAUCAAGUGUAUUUUUGUAUACGUUGAUAUACAGAAACACUCAUACUGUUACCUUGUGUAUAUCCAGAUUCUUGUCAUUUUCAGCUUAAUAUGUCACUGAAUAUACACGUCCAUCCACUCAUAUAUACACGUCUAUACACCCAUGUACACAUAUAUACACCGUCACCGACGUUUCUUCAUUCAUCAAACAUACACAAGCAAACGCACAUACACAUGAACGCAAGUAAACGCACAAAUACUUUAUAUAUGUAUAUCUUUCACACACACACACACACACACACACACACGAGAGAGAGAGAGAGAGAGAGAGAGAGAGAGAGAGAGAGAGAGAGAGAGAGAGAGCAGCUUGGUUAAGUUAGAAGUGUACCCAGAGGACCUAAAUAUUUAUACCAGAGUAAACCAUAAGGUUAACAGUACUGAGACGUCGUCCUUAUCUUUCUCUCUCUCUUUGUGGCUCUCUAUCUCUCUCUAUGUGGCUCUCUAUCUCUCUCUUUGUGGCUCUCUAUCUCUCUCCCUGUCUUUGCAUUAAAACGUCUUUGUCUGUGUGUAUGUACUUUAUACACACACACACUAGCAGGCACCCACACGACCAUUUUACGCAGGCAAUUCUCGUAACAGCUGGUGAGUCAAUCAGAUACUGGGCGUGGCAGCCAACAAGACUAUAACAAGCUGAACUGUCCCUUGUUAUCUUACCAUCUUCAUUCAUCACGUAGAGAGAGAGAGAGAGAGAGAGAGAGAGAGAGAGAGAGAGAGAGAGAGAGAGAGUAUUCGUCAUCAUCCUCAUCCUCAUCAUCAUCAUCAUCAUCAUCAUCAUCAUCAUCUCCUCACAUACUACUAAACAUUUGUCUGUGUCUCUUUAUAUACACAGUGUAUAUAAACAUGUAUGUGUGUAUGGAUAUGUACAUUAUAUACAUACAAGUAAUUAUUAUCUCACAUAUUCAGAGUAAAAUAAUCUUCGUCGUCUCAAUAAUCAUAAAAUUUUAAUAAUAAGGUAAAAUUUAUCUUAUUAAUGUUUAUCUAUUUUUUUUAUUGUUUUGAGUUUGUUGAUAAUGUCUUGUUAGGUGUUAAGGAAUGGCCGAAGGUAACUUAGUGUAGUCUUAUGGUAUUAAGUUAUUAAGUUAUUGAUUGAGAUCUGUAGAAUAUUUUUUGUUUUGUACUUAAUUUUGGGUUAUAUUUUAUACCUUGGGUUAAAUCAGUGUUAAAUUAGUCUUUUUUUAUUAUUAAAUGUAUUGUGUUAAGAUAUGACGUCAUGUAUGUAUGUAUAUUGUUAACAUAAAUUAACUUUGAUCCUCGGUGGGAUUCGAACCGUUUCAGAACCUUACUUACUGCAUGUGUUAUUGAAGCUCAGGAAGGCAAAACGAACCCUUGAACCACUGACCUAGAGACCCCCCUGGUUCGAACCCGACCUUGUGAUGUUUACUUUGGCAUUCUGUACUUAACUUGUCAUCUGUGGAAUAAUAUGUCGUUAGUAUAUGUAGUUAACUUCUGAUAUGGGAGUAAUUAUAAACACGAUGAUAAUGUUAAUAUUGAGAAAGUGGGUUAAUGUUAGUAUUGUUUAUGUUAAUAUUAAUAAAUUGGGGUAGAUAUAGUGUAUUAACUGUCAUAGGAAUAUAUUCACUAAAUUUGUUAUAUGUCUAGAGUAUGACAGGAGGUAUGCUGGGCCCUGUUGGGAUAUACUAGCAUAAUAAAGAGUAUAUCUUUCUGUGGAUAUAUGCCGAGUUUAUUGAUUGGCUGGAGAAGGGUAUGUUCUUGAGUUAAACUUGGGUGCCAGACAUAUGUUCCUGGAAUAUACUAGUGCCAAAGAAUAUAUUUUUUGGGGGGAUUUAUGACAGUGCCAAUGUAUAUAAUGUAUAUAUUCAUUAGGUGUAUAACGGUGCCAAAGUAUUAUGUAACGAAAUAUAUCGAUGCCAAAGUAUAGAUUCACUGAAUAUAUGACAGUGCCAAAGUAUAUUCACUGUGGUAUAAAAGAGUGCCAGAGGCUAUAUUAUUAUAGUAGUGAGACGCAUAAUAGUGCCAGUAAAUACGUCACGAUGCCACAAAAAUGGGUUUUUCGAAUGGCACUUCUGAUUGGUAGAUUUUCACGUGUAUUUCUAUAUAAGUUCUGAUAAGGCGCUCCUGAUUGGUGGAAUUUUUACAAGUCAACACCGACCGGCUUUGGUACGGCACUUUGGAUUGGUUCUUUUUUUUUAUGUUUACAUGGAUAGGCUGUCCUGAUUGGUGGGUUUUUGUUAUUGUGACGUAAAUUGUUAGUUUGUGUUUAAUCUAAGUAACUUUGAAUGAUAUUUAAAUUUGUGAAGUAAAUGAGCAGAAUAAUCAACCACUUAGGCCUAUACAGUAUUUGUUUUGACAGUUCGCAUGUCGUGAACGUUUUUCUUUUAAAGAUACAGCCUAACGUUUUAAAAUUGGAAGUGUUAAGAAUGUUAGAAAGAAUUGCAAACGUUUUUAAAAUCAACACAAACGUUUCUAAAUCAACACAAACGUUUCUAAAUCAACACAAACGUUUCUAAAUCAACACAAACGUUUCUAAAGCAGGUUAAAGUAGCCUGGUUAUCAUAAGGACUGACAAACAUAUAUUAUGGAUAUGUAGUUAAGAUGUAAGCAAGUUGUACCUUCUGUGUAGUGUUUGUUCUUUACACAGACUUUACCUGAGUGUUUUGUUAUGGGUUAAAUGAGUAAGGGAGAGUACUGCUAUGCGGGUAACACACACACACACACACACACACACACACACAUGCAUUUGAUAAAUACACUGGUGCCCAUUCGCCUCUGAUUGGCUACACAGUGACCAAUAGGGAAAAGACAUCAUUAUCUAACUGCAUUUUUCUGAUUGGCUUUAGAGAUAGUGGGUGAACUCGAUAAUUGCCUCUGAUUAGCUAAUAGACAACGGUAGACCAGUCACGUCUACCUCUUCACUGAUUGGCUUAUAAAAUUUAUGGGCGUGACCAGUCACGUAUCCUCUCCUCCGAUUAGUUGGUAAAAGGGCGAUGGGAGGGACGAAUCAUGUUCCCUCUCCUCUGAUUGGUUUGGGGAGGGAAAAUCAUAUUCCCCUGAUUGAUUCGGAGGGAUCAAUCGCGUACCUCCUCGCCUCUAAAUUGUUAGGAGAGAACAAUCACGUUCCUCCUCGCUUUUUAUUGGUUGGGAGGGACCAAUCACGUUCCUCCUCGCUUCUAAUUGGUUGGGGGGGGAUCAAUCACGUCCCUCCUCUUCCCUGAUUGGCCAGAUAAACAACUAAUGACAAGUUAGAUAUAUUUUCAUACAAGUUUAUCUUCAUAUCAUUGGCUCAACAAUACCCAUAGACAAUAAUAUUUUAGAUCUUUGUAAAAAAAUUAUAUAUUUAAUCAAAGUGUUUUACAAUUUACAGGUUUUUCUUGUCGUAAUAUACAAGGGCAUGAGAGCGUUUUUUUGUAAAUAAUUUAAUUUUAACCUUAAGUAGGAAUUAAUUAAUGUACAUCAGUAUUAAUUUUUUCUGGACAAGUUUUGAUUUUUUUUUAAAAUAUGAAUUAAAAAUGUGUUAAUUCAUAUGUUACCUUUUUCUUCCUUCGUAUGAAUAAAUCAAGUAUUUUGUG
Molecule: messenger RNA, 9302 nt
Organism: Homarus americanus (American lobster)
Lineage: Eukaryota; Metazoa; Arthropoda; Malacostraca; Decapoda; Nephropidae
Product: mast/stem cell growth factor receptor kita-like
Exons: 11
Coding region: 483-3113 (876 amino acids)
Biological process (GO): protein phosphorylation; cellular response to nerve growth factor stimulus; multicellular organism development
Cellular component (GO): signaling receptor complex; axon
Molecular function (GO): ATP binding; transmembrane receptor protein tyrosine kinase activity; neurotrophin receptor activity
Source: RefSeq, a predicted model, not a curated record